AUGGAGCUGAAGAGAGGAAAGACCUUCAUCAAAUCUAGCCUGCAGAUUGACCAUGAGAAACCUCCAGACCCAGCAGCGACUGCCCUGACCACAGAGGAUGCACUCUCACUGGGAGGGCAGCAGCUGCCCCACAGUGAGAGGGGCCCCCAGGUCAGUCCCAGCACCCAAGGAUACAACAGAUGCUCCGAUCGGGAAGCCCAGCCAGACAUCAGUGGAGGGCCUGCAGCUCUCUGUGGGGCCACCUUCAAACUGGCUCGGAAGAGCAAGAAUCACGACAGUGUGCCCAGGGCUGACAGGGCAGCCACAGCUACAGGGCAGUUGGUGGGCAGUGCAAGUUUCCCAGGGCCCCCCAGCAGCCAGCGCAUGAUUGACUACCGCCACUUUGUGCCCCAGAUGCCCUUCGUACCAGCUGUGGCCAAGAGCAUGCCAAGGAAGAGGAUUUCCCUGAAACGACCCAAGAAGUGCUUUCGUAACCUAUUCCACAUCCGCAGAAACAAGACUGAGAAUUUGCCUUCACGGGCAACUGAAGGGCAGGGCUUGUCUUCUCCCAAGGGCCCAUCAGAGACUGGAGGGCAGCGAGGCAUAGCCUUCCUCCCCUUGGGCGAGGAACUGGGACUGGAUGGCCAGUGCCAGGACCUGUCUGACAGUGAGUUCCUGCCCGACUCUUCCUUUGACCUCUGCAGGGCACUGUGUGAGGACGUGGCCUCACUGAAGAGCUUUGACUCACUCACAGGCUGUGGGGAGAUCUUUGCAGAUGAGAGCUCAGUGCCAUCCCUGGAGCUGAACGAGGGCCUGGCAAGCCCUGCCCAGAGAUCACAGGCCUCUGACAGCAAGACUCCCAGGGGCCCCUUCCAAGGCAGCAUAGAGCAGCUGGCAUCGCCUGCCCAGAAUGAGAUGUCUGACUUUGCCAAGUUCUGGGACCAUGUGAAUCACUCGGUGAGUCAGCAGCAGCAUGCCCUGCUAGGCCCAAGGCUGGGAGGCCCCCAGGCGUCAGACACAGCUCAGCCCAGGCCAGAUGCAGCUGGGCUGGCUGAGCUCCCCCUGUGCCCAUGCAGAGAUCCCCACAGCAGCUCCAAAGCCAGCUCCGUAGACACAGGAACCCCCAAGAGUGAGCGGCCGGAGUCUGUGUCCACGAGCGACGAGGGCUACUAUGACUCCUUCUCACCAGGCCUCGAGGAGGAUAAGAAGGAGGCCCCGAGCCCAGGCACACCCACAGCCACCUUCCCCCGGGACAGCUACAGUGGAGACGCCCUCUAUGAGCUCUUCUAUGACCCCGCUGAGGGCCCUGGGAGUCCGAGCCUGGAUGAUGACUUGUGCGUGUCUGAGAGUCUAUCAGGGCCUGCAAUGGGAGCCCCCUUGUCCAUGUGCAGCUUCCGUGUUGGGGCAGAGGAGAACCUGGCUCCCAUUCCAGGCCCAGACCUGCUCAACCAGGGCUUCUUGCAGAGCUCUUGGAGGGGCAGAGAGUGCCUGCUGAAGCUCUGUGACACCGAGUUGGCCAUCACCAUGGGCAUCAUCAACUGGCUCCGCCGGGGCCCGGAGCUCCGCGCCUUGCCUGCCUCAGCUCUCAGAGAGCCGACAGCUCCCUCGGGAGGGCUGCUGGAGAAAGCAGGAGCUGGCUCUGAGAAGAUGGGCCUAGGUCCAGUGAAACUGGAUGGCAGGGGGACCCAGGCUUUAGAUGCAGGUAGGACCUGUAUGAGCUCUGCACCCAACAGAAAGGAGCUGUGGGCAUGUUCAGGUCCCAAGGGCCUGCUUGCUGGAGUGAGCAAGGUCCUAGCCGGGGCCACACAGGAAACCAGGUCUUCAUCCUGUGACCCCUCUCUGGAGUGUGUGCAGGUCUCUGGGGAGCAAGGCACACCAGGCCACCCUGAAGGCUCUUUCUCCUCUGUAGGGUCUGAAGCUGCCGUGGAAACCAACACAUCCAGGAGAAACAAGGUCCCAAACCCAUCUGUCUGGCCUCGCUCCCAGGAGCCCAGGCUGCCUAGGAACCUCGGGUGUUUCCAAGGUCCCUGGAGGCCCGGUCCUGGCGGAAGCACCAUGGAUUCAAAACUCACCCUGACAGACUGUGUGGCCCAGGUGGAAGCCCUACAGAUCAACCCAGACUGCCAGUCCCCUGGGGUUCAGCCCCCAAGACAAAACACAGGUAGUGGGCUCUGUGGGAAGCCUCAGGCUGGGGGCCCUGACAUUCUGCAACAGAAACAGCCUAAUGGCUUCCCUAACCUGGCUGCCAUCUGUAGUCUGCCCUCCCUGGCCAACCCACUCCACCUCCCACAGGACCAGAGAUGCCCAGGCAGCAUUCUGGACCUGAGUCAGCUCAGGGAGGAGCCCGCCACGCUGAAUGUCCAGGCCCAUGUCUCUGUGGAGGGCCGGCCCCUGCAGUUCAACUCAAGGGCUAUGGAGCAGGCUGCACAGAGGGGCCAGCUGGACUUGUAG
Messenger RNA from Rangifer tarandus platyrhynchus (Svalbard reindeer), 2430 nucleotides. The record is from the annotation of a GenBank genome assembly. Lineage: Eukaryota; Metazoa; Chordata; Mammalia; Artiodactyla; Cervidae.